AUGAUAAUAGUCGCAGCCAAGUUUAGAAAAUUUAAAUUCAAGUUCAAGUCACAGCGAACGCAUACUAUACACAGUCUACUGAGAAAUCCAGUUAUAUUUAACCCAAUUCGCAAACCACGAAAUCCAAUUGUUCUGUGUCAUGGCCUAUAUGGAUUCGACGUAUGGACACCCCCUGGAAUACCAAAACUACAACUACAUUACUGGGCUGACCUGAUGGACAUUCUCCGUAACAAAAUAGGCGCUGAAGUUAUCGUUACCGGUGUUCCCGGCACCGGCUCUGUGAAAGAAAGAGCUGAAGCUAUGGAUCUGCAAUUGAAGAACUCAGUACGCGGAAAAGAAAUAAACUUCUUGGCCCAUUCUAUGGGUGGUCUCGACUGUCGUCAUUUACUCACUCAUAUUCGCCCCAACGAAUACAAACCACGCUCACUUACGACAAUUUCAACGCCUCAUCGUGGCUCUCCGUUUAUGGAUUGGUGUGCUGCCAACAUCGGUAUUGGUGCACAAGCAAUCCAGGACACUGCAGACGCCAGCAGCCAGCCACUGAGUGUCCCUAGCAUGCCUCUUUCACUCAAAUCGCCUCUCCUCCAAGCUCAACCCAAGACACACACAGCCGACAUCACUAACAAUCCAAAUCAGAAAGACAGCGAAAAUCAAUCAAAACUCUCAAUGCCUUCUCUACCUGCCAUAUCACUACCUCUCGCUUUCACUUCCUCCCUCUCGAGUUAUCUCCUGGCGCUUCUCGAUUCUCCUGCCUACGCCAACCUCACAACUGCAUUUACUAACGGUAUCUUCAACCCACGUACUCCCGACGUGGAUAAUAUAAAAUACUACUCCAUCGCCGCGCGUCAUCCUGGUCUGGGCUGGUGGCAUCCACUCUUCCUCCCGCAAUUAGUACUCGAGGCCUCAGCCAAGGCUAGUAUGAGAGAGGCCGAGGGUAAAGUGGGAAGCGAGUACGAAGGAAAUGACGGUCUAGUCAGUGUAUCAUCUGCAAAGUGGGGUGAAUUCUUGGGCGUGAUUGAUGGUGUUGAUCAUUGGUGGAUGAGAGGAUCUAGGGGUUUUCCCAAGGAGAAGAAGAGCACUACAGUAACGGAUGCAACGACGAACACGAAGCAAAAUAUUUAUAGUACGCCAGAAUCUAAUUGGCAGGAUGUCAACAAGCAAAUAGAGAGUAAUUGGAGGGGAGAGAACGUUGAAAGUUAUCCAGGUACGAGUAGCACGUCUGGAACGUCUAAUGAAAGUGAUCCCAGCGCAUCCAGUAGCGUUUCUUCAAUUGCUAAAUGGUUCAGUGAUCGGAUACCAAACACUUCACAAGAAAAUCAAUCUGGACACAAGGCUGACGAAGGUGGGUUAGAUAAAGGUAUGGAUAGAGAACAGUUUUACAUAGCGCUGUGCCACAAAUUAUAUCAAGAUGGAUUGUAA
Wallemia ichthyophaga EXF-994 is the source of this 1419-nucleotide messenger RNA. RefSeq names its product Lipase 2. The record is from RefSeq and is a predicted model, not a curated record. The coding region runs from base 1 to 1419 and encodes 472 amino acids. Gene Ontology annotation, molecular function: triacylglycerol lipase activity. Lineage: Eukaryota; Fungi; Basidiomycota; Wallemiomycetes; Wallemiales; Wallemiaceae. The transcript has 4 exons.